This is a messenger RNA of Gracilinanus agilis (Agile Gracile Mouse Opossum), 1177 nucleotides long. RefSeq names its product transcription factor 7-like 1-D. NCBI's taxonomy places the organism in Eukaryota, Metazoa, Chordata, Mammalia, Didelphimorphia, Didelphidae. The transcript has 3 exons. The record is from RefSeq and is a predicted model, not a curated record. Gene Ontology annotation, molecular function: DNA-binding transcription factor activity, RNA polymerase II-specific; RNA polymerase II cis-regulatory region sequence-specific DNA binding. Gene Ontology annotation, biological process: regulation of transcription by RNA polymerase II; canonical Wnt signaling pathway. Bases 635 to 922 code for a protein of 95 amino acids. Gene Ontology annotation, cellular component: beta-catenin-TCF complex.
GAAGUUUCUGGACAAUGGGUAUGGUCAGGCUCCUGGUAAUGAUGAUGAAGGUGUUCAUUCAGAACUUUCUAAGGCAGAAUUGGAACAAAAGACAUUAAGUGAGGGGGACAAACCAGUUAAUUUAUUCCCACUACACGAUUUGCCUGUAGUACGCGAUGAUGGAAUAUUCUGUGUUAAGCAGCAUACAAGGUUUAGAACAGAGGAUGUGGGUAGUUUGAAGAGGAAAAUUUCAAAUUUUCGUGAUGAUCCUGGCAGUCAUAAAGAUCUUUUGGGCCUUUAUUAAAGCUCAUGACCCUGAUUUUGAGGAUUGUUGGUUUGUCAUGGACAUUCUGAGAACAUUUGCUGGUGGGCUCCUUGUAUGGUGGAGGGGCCGGGGUGGAAGGGCCGUUGCCUUCCCUGUUAGGAUGAAUGAACGUGAGCUCCUGGUGCUUCGCCCAACGUCUGGCAUAGAGUAAGUGCUCAAUAAAUGCUUGCUCCCAGGGCGAGUGAAUGCAUGAAUGAAUAUUUCUGAAACCAGGAUGAGUAACCUCCUUCCUCUUCCCUACCAGCCUUGCCGAGGAUUCACUCGUUUGUGUGUCUCUUUUCUCUCGUCUCUUAGUCCAACAAAGUUCCCGUGGUCCAGCACCCUCACCACAUGCACCCGCUGACUCCCCUCAUCACCUACAGCAACGACCACUUCUCCCCCGGCUCCCCACCCGCACACCUCUCCCCGGAGAUCGAUCCAAAGACAGGAAUCCCCCGGCCGCCGCACCCCGCUGAGCUGUCGCCGUACUACCCGCUGUCUCCUGGAGCUGUUGGCCAGAUCCCCCAUCCGCUGGGCUGGCUCGUCCCGCAGCAAGGACAGCCGAUGUACUCCAUCCCUCCCGGCGGCUUCCGGCACCCGUACCCAGCUCUCGCCAUGAAUGCCUCCAUGUCCAGGUAAGUCCUCUGGCUGGGCUGGCCCCCAGGCGGAGGUCGUCCUCCUCUCGCUGAGUCAAGACGGCCUGUUCUUGUCCCUCUAAAUGACGCCGGACUCUCUUCUCCCUCCCGCCCCUCUGCCGAGGCCGCCAGGGACAGCGGCAACGGGGGCACGUCCUGGGCUUUGGCUGGCACAGAGAAGGCCCUGAACCAACACAAGCUGAUGCCUUCUCAGCUUACAGGCAUUGAAUGUUGCCUAGAAUAACCGAAAAGAAAAGAA